UUUUACAGCUAAAAACUUACCUAAACACUUCCAUCAUUAACAUUAACAGGUAGCGUCAGCGGAAGCUUCGUCUGCCUCUUGCCAUCUACAAUCCAAAUCCGCCCAACUCUUUUAACGUCAACUUUUUAGGUACUUUUUACUUUUUACUUUUACUUCAGUCCCUAUCCACAUCACCGUUACAAGCGAACCUCAUUCAUUAGACUUUCGCUUUGUAACGGCGACAUAUCACCAUCUAUCGUAUAAAUUACUAUCUUCCUCAAGCCGUAGGCGCCUCGUCGACGAAGACUUUGCAUUAUCCCAGCGACCCGCCCUGGGCAGUGACUUCGCAAGAUGGGUCAAAAUCAAUCUGGAAUGGGGGGUGCCGGACAGGAUGGAAGAGAUGAUAAGGAUAAGAAGAAGGAGAAGCCAAAGUACGAACCACCACCCCGCCCGACCACCCGCAUCGGACGUAAGAAGAGAAAGGCCGCCGGUACUUCUGCGGCUGCCAAGCUCCCCGCUGUCUACCCUACUAGUCGAUGCAAGCUUCGCUUGCUCCGAAUGCAACGCAUCCAUGACCAUCUGCUACUCGAAGAAGAGUUCGUCGAGAACCAGGAACGCCUAAGAAAGGCAAAGGCCGCCAAAGACAAUACCGGCCCUGCUCCCGAUCUUGACGCUCCCGACCGCAUGGCUGACGAGCGUGGUCGGGUCGACGACAUGCGCGGAAGUCCCAUGGGAGUCGGUACGCUUGAAGAGAUGAUUGAUGAUGACCACGCUAUAGUCUCUAGCACAACCGGCCCCGAAUAUUACGUCAGUAUCAUGAGCUUCGUCGACAAGGACCUACUCGAGCCUGGUGCCUCUGUGUUAUUACAUCACAAGAGUGUCUCUAUCGUUGGCGUGCUUACGGACGACACGGACCCCGCCGUGAACGUCAUGAAACUUGACAAGGCACCGACCGAGUCCUAUGCCGAUAUUGGUGGAUUGGAACAGCAGAUUCAAGAAGUGAGGGAGUCGGUCGAACUGCCUCUUCUUCAUCCCGAGUUAUACGAGGAGAUGGGUAUCAAGCCCCCCAAGGGUGUUAUACUCUACGGUGCUCCUGGAACUGGCAAGACCCUGUUGGCAAAGGCUGUAGCAAACCAGACCUCAGCUACUUUCUUGCGCAUUGUCGGAAGUGAGCUGAUCCAAAAGUACCUCGGUGACGGUCCGCGGCUCGUGCGACAACUGUUCCAAGUUGCUGCGGAAAACGCUCCUUCUAUCGUCUUCAUUGACGAGAUCGAUGCCAUUGGCACGAAGCGUUAUGAUUCCACCUCUGGUGGUGAGCGUGAAGUCCAGCGAACCAUGUUGGAGCUCCUCAACCAACUAGACGGAUUUGACGACCGUGGUGACGUCAAGGUCAUCAUGGCAACCAACAAGAUCGAAACUCUGGACCCUGCGCUGAUCCGACCCGGCCGAAUCGACCGAAAGAUCCUCUUCGAGAACCCGGAUCAGAACACCAAGCGCAAGAUCUUUAAUCUCCAUACGAGCAAGAUGAGUCUGAACGAGGAUGUUGAUCUGGAUGAGUUUAUCAGUCAGAAGGAUGAUUUAUCCGGGGCGGACAUCAAGGCUAUAUGCUCCGAGGCUGGCCUAAUGGCUCUACGCGAACGUCGCAUGCGUGUGCAGAUGGCGGACUUUAGGGCCGCCAGGGAGAGAGUCCUCCGUACGAAGCAAGAGGGAGAGCCUGAAGGUCUGUACUUGUAGUGUAGCACGUAUUAUCUAGAGUCACGAAGAGAAGAUAGCGCUGCGGUUGACGCGCGUCUUCGGCGCUGUAGCGGAUGAAAUAUAUGAUAAUAGGAGAUGUCAUGAUUGUUGCCAGCAUUGUAGAUGUUGCUCCGGCCCCUUCCCC
This is a messenger RNA of Daldinia caldariorum, 1858 nucleotides long. Its product is annotated as 26S proteasome subunit P45. Gene Ontology annotation, molecular function: ATP binding; ATP hydrolysis activity; proteasome-activating activity. The transcript has 4 exons. The record is from RefSeq and is a predicted model, not a curated record. Bases 331 to 1713 code for a protein of 460 amino acids. Gene Ontology annotation, cellular component: proteasome regulatory particle, base subcomplex. Lineage: Eukaryota; Fungi; Ascomycota; Sordariomycetes; Xylariales; Hypoxylaceae. Gene Ontology annotation, biological process: proteasome-mediated ubiquitin-dependent protein catabolic process.